Ruditapes philippinarum (Manila clam) is the source of this 2152-nucleotide messenger RNA. Its product is annotated as Krueppel-like factor 10. The record is from RefSeq and is a predicted model, not a curated record. Bases 1 to 927 code for a protein of 308 amino acids. The transcript is spliced from 4 exons. Gene Ontology annotation, molecular function: DNA-binding transcription factor activity, RNA polymerase II-specific; RNA polymerase II cis-regulatory region sequence-specific DNA binding. NCBI's taxonomy places the organism in Eukaryota, Metazoa, Mollusca, Bivalvia, Venerida, Veneridae. Gene Ontology annotation, biological process: regulation of transcription by RNA polymerase II.
AUGCGGGCUAUUCCAUUAGGGAGAGACUCUAGUUGGCCCAGGUUACUGAUGGAAGGACCUUUAGAAAGAAAAUCUGGACAAACCAUGAUGUCUGCUGCACCUUCAGUAGGUGACCCUUGCAGAGGUCAACCCGUCUCUGUAAUUGUGCCAACCAGUAGGAGUCAGUCCUGUCUCCCGGCAAAGAAAAGACUGAUUAUACGUAACAAUAGGGAGAAUAGUGAUCCAGUUAGUGUUUGUCAAAAUAGUCAAAACAAUUUGUUCAAUGGUGCUUCUACAAUGAACUCGACAGGAAGUGAAACAAGCUCAUAUUCUAUCUCUAGUCCAUCUUAUUCAAUUACUGAAAUGACUCCAUUAAGUGACUCAAAUACUUUACAAGGAAUAUCAUCAUCAUCAUCACAGAUUCUUGGAAUUAAACCAUUAUCAGGGCAUUCAUCAUCAGACCACUGUGCAGUUAUCGGAGGAUCACAUGUUGCCCCAUUACCCAUAGUGCUUACAAGAUCUCCUAACGGGGAAAUCACACAGCAGCCACCUAUUGUUCAAGUCAUUUUCAUGAACAGUAACUGUGCAGCAACUUGCAAGGCAAGUAAUAUGCCAGGACUUUGUCCCAUUGCUCCGGCCCCUCUGACGAGACACACAACAGAACAAGAUAUAGAGGUAAUUGGCAGUUCAAGGUCAAGGCCGCACAGAUGUACAUACAAGGGAUGUGACAAGACAUACUUUAAAAGUUCACACCUGAAGGCUCAUUACAGAACACACACAGGAGAGAAGCCAUUCAUUUGUACAUGGAAAAGCUGUGACAGAAAAUUUGCCAGAUCUGAUGAGCUUUCCCGUCAUAGACGGACUCACACUGGCGAGAAAAACUUUGUGUGCCCUCUGUGUGAGAAACGUUUCAUUAGAAGUGAUCAUAUGUCAAAACAUUUAAGUUAGGCAUACCAGCAGCCCACGUCCAAAAUCAAAAGGAAAGAAAGGAUGUUGAACAAUCCAUGGAAGUUGUUAAUGAGAAAGUGGUUGAACAGUCCAUGGAAGUUGUUCGUGAGAAAGUGGUUGUUGAGCCAUUAGUUGAAAAGGACAGAGCAGUGGAUAUUUCAGAAGAUUCGCAUAUGUCGUGGUCGGCGGAAGCUUUGUGCAUGGAUCUGCACAGGCAGUCGCAGAUUAAGUUACAUAUAUAAGAUCAAUUUUUUACACCCGGUUAAUAACAUGUCAUAAAUAUAUAGUAUUUAUUUUUCAUGUUUAUGUGUAUUUUGUUUGAGAAAGCUUUUGGUUUGAAAACCAUUUUUUUGUUGUUUAUAAUUUGUUAAGCAAUUGUCUCUAAAACUGUGUAUUUUGACAAAGGAAAUGUGCAGUUGUAUAGUAUGGUUGUAUGAUUAUACAUGUAAAUUCACAUACGUGCAUAAUGUCCUGGUUGAAUAUUUUCAUGGAUACCAUAAUGAUAGAUUAUUUAUUUAAGAAAAGAUACAAAAAGUGCUAGGCAUUAUUUCACCUUUAACCUGCUGACCUUAAUAAAUUAACAUACCCAGUUUCCUGUUUUUGAAACUUACAAUUUUUGGAAUGCUAUGAUGAAUUGGCCAGCAAUAUAGAGCCUGGUCAGACUGCGUGGAUGUGCAGACUGGUCUGGCUCUAUACUGGUAGCAAAGACUUAUCAUUUUCAGUAGGUCAAAGGGUAAUGUUUCACACCUUUUAUACAUUUGUAGCAUUAUUCUUUUUAAGUCUACAUACAUACAGUAUUGCAUGCUAAAAAUAAUUAAAGACCCAAAUUAAAGGUAAUAUCAACUUGUUUUCCUCCUUAUCAAUUAGAAUGCUGGUAUUAAAUCACUAUUGUUAAAUUUUAGGAUAUAUACAUGUAUAUUUCUUAAUUAUGAAAAAUAUCUCUGAUACAUUUGUAAAUGAGCAAAACAUAUAUAAUGAUAUACAUAUUUGACAUACAAAUUACCCCUAGCUUUAUGUAACAUUAUAAAUGCAAAUCAUUCCAAAUUGUGUGUCCUUAAUAUUAUAUUCUUACAUAGUAUGUAUUAUUUUUGUAUAUUUUGUAAGCCUUGUUACAUAAAUUAUAAUUAUGUGUUUGUUAUUACAUUUUAAUUUAAGGUCUAAAGGGUAAAUACUUGAUACCAGAAUUUAAGUGUAUACUGAACGGUGCAAUACUAUUGAAUUUUGU